Messenger RNA from Calliphora vicina (urban bluebottle blowfly), 3850 nucleotides. RefSeq names its product paramyosin. NCBI's taxonomy places the organism in Eukaryota, Metazoa, Arthropoda, Insecta, Diptera, Calliphoridae. The record is from RefSeq and is a predicted model, not a curated record. The transcript is spliced from 7 exons. Bases 194 to 3676 code for a protein of 1160 amino acids.
CCUUUUAUUCUCUUAUAUUUUUUAAUUUCUUUUGACAAAACUUGAUUUUAUUUAAAGAAAAACAUAUUUUCGUUACUAUUAAAAUAUUGUGGGUAUUUUAAAGAGCAAUAACAUUAAAAUUCCAAGUUCUUUGAAGGUUAAAGAUAAACGAAACAAAAGAAACAGAAACAGUUUUAUUUUAUAUUUAACAAUCAUGGCAUUUUCCAAUUUCUUCAAUGUGCCAUUCCUGAAUAAAAGUGCUGAGUUGGGCUGUAAGAAAGCUUGCGUUAAGCUAAAGAGUUACGAAUCCACCAUCGAUCAUCGUUCAUGGGCAAGUGAUGAGGCAAAGCAGUCGAAAUUUCUAAGCGAUUUGGUAACAUGUCAAAAUCCGGCUAUUACAGGUUACGGUGAAGGGGAUAUUAGUGACUUAGAUGUUCAUGUGGGUAGAGCUGAGAGUAAUUAUAAUGUUAAUGCUGCUAGAGGUCCUAGUACAAGUGCGUAUAAAGGCAAAGCAGGAGUCGGCCAAAAACGUAAUCAGGGUGACAUUACAGCUGCUGGUAUUCGCGAUAACAUAAUGCCCCAACUAGGAGUUUUAACUGGUGGCGACAGCCUCCUCGAAUGUGCCAAUAUGCACUUGGCUGAAUAUCAAAAAGUGUUAAAAAUAAAAACAACUCUAGAGAAAGAAUUAGAAGUCUCUAAUGAACGGCUGAAAACAGCCAAAGAAGAGAAUGAAAAAAUAAGAGAAAUUCUAGCCAGCAAAUUAGAUUCCAAUACGGCCAAAGAUUUCUACAAUAAAAUACAAAAACUUACCACGGCCGGCAAACUAAGUAAUAAUGAAGAAAAUGAAAUGCUACAAAUCUAUAAGAAAAUGGAAAAUAUGAAUAAAGCCUAUGAAGUCCUACAAGCUGAAAAUAACUAUCUGAAGCGUUUAAUUGAAAAGCUGGACGAACGAGUUACCAUGGAAAAUAUAACAACACAACCAGAGAAAUCGAACGAUGUGGCUUAUUUGCAUAAGGAAAUAAAUACAUUGCGCAAGGAGUGCAUAAUGCUAAGACAAAUGGAAGAUGAGUAUCAAAAAUUAAAACAACAACAGCAACUGAAUAAAUUGCCCAGCAUUUCGGAGCAGGAUGCGGAGAAUAUUAAAGCCAUUAUAAAGGAACGCAAUAGUUUAAGAGAGAAGUGUAAAUCGUUUAAAGCUUUAGAAAAACAAGUACAGCAGCUGGAACAGCAAGCUGAAGAGGCCCAUAAAAAGGCUGGAAAUUUGAGCAGUAGUUUAAGUAAUCAAUCGCAAUAUAUAGAUAAAAUGGAAGGAGAAAUGCAAAAUAUGCAAAAAUACUAUGAAGGUCAAAAUCAAAAUGCCUGUUAUAAAGAGGAAUGUUUAAAGGCCCAACUUGAAGAUAUAAAGGAUGAACUUAUAAAGGCUAAAUGUCAAGCCCAAAAAGCAGACAUGUUGGCCAUGGAAGUGUCCAGUCUGCGUAAUGAAAUACUUAAACGAGAUUUAGCUUUAAACGACUAUGAUUGUCAGUAUAAACAGUUAAUGGACGUGGUAAAUGAAUUACAAUCUGUCAAGCUGCAAUGUCUGCACGAUAAUCAAACACAAACUAGUAAAAAUCAAACAGAUGAAUUGGCGUUUUUCACUUGUGCCACUCUGGAGGAAAUUAUGAAAGAAUUAAAGAAGAAAGGUUGUCUCAAUGAUGAAUUUAUGGUUGCCUAUGGCCUAGAGCCUGAACCCCAUGACAAUAAUGUCGAAUACGACAAGCAAUGUUGUAGGGAAAUGCGACGACUUCAACAGCAAUUGGAUGAGAUGGAAAAGGAAAAGCAAAAUGCAGCAGAUUGUGAAGCUAUCUGUGCCGAUGCCCUCAAACGUUUAAAGGAAUUGGAAACCGAAAAAAGCAAACUUUUACAGGAAAAUCUUGUAUUAAAUGGAAAACUCAAAGAUGGUGAUGACAAAAUGGCCAACAUGUUGAAUAAAAUAGAACAUUUAGAUAAAGAAAUCAAUCGAAAUGGCCAAGAGGCCAAUCGAAUUGGAAAAGACUUAGAAGGAACUAUAGGUUUGGUUAAGGAUAUCAGUGAUGUUCAAAUAAAAAAUCAACAGUUGACUAAUGCUGUUAGUGCUAUCAAUUCUCGCGAUGAUCAAAAGAUAAUUGAUGAUUUGCGACGUCAAUUGGAAGAAGAAUUGGCCAAGCUAAAGAAAUGCCAACAAGAUAAUGCCAGACUACAGGAAGAAGCCAAGGAACGCGAAAUGGAUUUGAAAGAACUUAAAGAUCUCAAUAAUAAAUUAGAGGCCGAUAGGAAAAAACUCAAGGCGGAAAAUAAUAAACUGCUUAAUAGUAAAGCCCAUAUAAAGAAUAGUCUUAAUAAACAAGAGGGCAAAAACAAAAAAGGUAAUAAUGAAGCAAGGGAAACAGAUGAAGAAAAUGAAGACUCUGAACCUGACAAAGAAUUUCCAAUAAAACGCGAUAAAGACACCUAUGAAGAUAACGACAAAAGAGAUAUAUCUAAAAUUGUUUCUGACAAAUACCAAGAUAAAACUGGCGAUAAUGUAGGUAGCGAGGAAAAAACAGACAAAUCUAAGACACCUUUAAAUAAAAAUCAAGAUAAAACUGGCAAACAUAUAGAUAGUAACGAAAAUACAGACAAAUCUAAGACUGGUUCUAAACCUCAAGACAAAUCAAGCAAAUAUAAAGAUAGUGACGAAAAACCAGACAGAUCUAAGACUUCUUCUAAUAAAAAUCAAGCUGAUAUGGAAAUUAAAGAUAACUCUAAACAGCCUUUAAAAGAUACAAAAGAUACAUUGCAAAAUAAAAGUAAAACAGACAAUCGUGAAAAGAAUACAAACGAAAACAAGAAACAAUUUACAGACAAUAUUAGUACACCAACUUCUAUCAUGAAAGCUGCAGCUUUAGGCGAUUAUAAAACACCAAUUCUUAAGCAAACUGCUGGAGCUUCUUUGCGUAAAGAUGCUGCUAAUAAACAGCCAAGUCGCGACCAACAUAAAGCUGCAGCUUUGGAUGAUUUUGUUAACAUGAAAUCCGAUACCUUUAAAUCUAAUCUUCAACAAGGACGCAGCUUCGAAAAGGAAUUACGCAACAUAUUGGAAGAGUUUAUACAUGAAUGUGGUUAUUGCUUUUGUCGUUUAUUCAAUACCAAAUCAAAACUGUAUGCCAUUUGCCAUAAACUCUAUCACAGCGGCAUCGAUACACUAUCCUUUCGAGAGUUGGCCUAUUUACAUAAGAAAAUUUAUGCCCAAGCUGAGCAAUUGCUACCAGGAUGUUUGCUGGACAUGAUAUUGUCGGAUCAUAAAGAACAGGUUGAAAAUAUGUUGAGUACAUCGAUGGUAAUGCCACGUUUAAUUGGUGGCACAGAAGUCGAUUUUAAAAUGUCCGAUACGAAUGUUACAGAUAUGGAUCAGAAAUGCUGUUGCUGUAAGAAUGAAUUAUGUUGCAAUAAUUCGGAUGAAAUGCUUAAGGAUAAGGUAAACAAACUUGAAAAGGACAUUGAAAUCGCCCGAGAUUAUCUAGAGACUUUGAAAAAUAUACCUUUAGAAACCAGUCUACCAUCUGAUAAUGGUGAUUCUACUGAUACAAACAAUUCAACAUAUAGAGCCUCUUCAACCGUGAUGAUCCAACAAAAAUCACGCCAUUCAAAGCAUUUAAAAAAGCUUAAAGAUCGCCUAAUAAAACAUCCAGCUAUAUAAUAUUUAUUAUUAAGUUUAUUUUUUAAUGCAGGCUUAGAGUUUUUAUCUAUGCUACAUAUAUAUUUUUAUUGUAUAUUUUUUAUGCAUGUAAAGAAAAUGUAAUUCUAUCGGGAAACAAUUUACAUUAUACAAUAUAUUUUGUGGUAAAUAUGUUCAAUUUAUAAUUUUAGUUGA